UUUUUAUCGCCGCCUGAUGGACAAACCUGAAACUACAACAACAGCAAACUGUCAUGGCGGCUGCCACAAGGCUCAUCUCAAGGUUGACGCUGGUCACCGGUGGAGGCAGUGGGAUUGGGCGGGCGGUGUGCCAGCGUUUGGCCUCUGAGGGCGCCUCCGUGGUGGUCGCUGACAUCAGCGAGGAGUCGGCCAAUGAGACGCUGGGGAGUCUGCAGAGCGACCUCAGAGGUCAGGUCCACACGGUGGCUGUAGUGGACGUGUCGUCUAAAGAGAGCAUCAAGAAGCUGGUAACGAGCGUGCAGACUCGGUACUUCCAGCCUCCCUCGGUGUGCGUGAACGCAGCCGGCAUCACUCAGGACGACUUCCUGCUCAACAUGGAGGAGGAGCAGUUUGAUAAAGUCAUCCAGAUCAACCUGAAGGGUUCAUUCUUGAUCACUCAGGCGGUCGCUCAGGCUCUGGUGGCCUGUGGAGCGCCCAAAGGAUCCAUCAUUACUGUGGGCAGCAUCGUGGGAAAGGUAGGAAACAUCGGUCAGGCUAACUACGCUGCCUCUAAAGCUGGAGUCGAGGGUUUAACAAGGACCGCCGCCAAAGAGCUCAGCAGGUUUGGGAUUCGCUGUAACUGCGUGCUGCCGGGGUUCAUUACGACUCCAAUGACAGAUAAAGUGCCAGAGAAGGUUAUUAGCAAGAUCGAGUCCUUGGUGCCUCUGGGAAGGAUGGGCGAGCCGGCGGAGGUCGCUGAUGUCUGCGCCUUCCUCGCCUCGGACGACUCUCGGUACAUCACCGGAGCCAGCAUCGAAGUGACAGGCGGACUUUUCAUGGGUUAAAUCAGCCGUCCGGCGAGCGCACGACUGAAGACCGUGAGACUAGUUUCUACGUAAUUAUUAAUUUUUGACUUGAUUUUGAUUGCGUGAAUGUUUUUGUAAUUUUGAUGUGAACCUGUCACAUGUUGUCUUAAUAAACACUAGAAUGUAAUGUUGAAUCUGAAUGAAGCUUUAAAAAAGUUUUAACAUGUUUGUGUGUUUUUGGGGCACAGCUGGUUUGAACCAGCUGCUUGUUUUAGUUUUUAGUGUCUCCACACCAUCAUCACCACCAGAGCCUCCUCAGGCUUCCUGUCUUCUCUGAGAAGGUUUACAUAAUAACUCUGGCUUUAAAAACAUUGUUGGAGGUCAAAGGUCAGCACACACAGUUUGAACCUGAAGGCUGAGCGUCCUCAGAUGUUGCAGGUGUUUAACUCUGAGCUGUGAGCCGAGGUGCUGCAGGCCUUUCAGGGCUGUUUGUUUCAUAAUCGGAAGCAUCUUUGCUCCAUCUGUGCUGCAGUUUUUCUGUCUUUUAUUGUUGAAACCACAGCACUUUUCACUUUGAGUCGUCUUCAGCAGAAGCUGUUUCUCAGCUAAACAUGUGAGUUUGGAAACAGGACCCAUAAUCUCAAAGACGACGUAGCAGCACAUUACGUCCCCCUCUGAGUGACACAGCUGGGCUUGUCUUAAUUUUAGAAGUUUAAAUACAGCCGCUGAGAGGAGGAGAGAAAAACAAUAACGAUGCCAAAAUCUGUCUGCAAAACACUCGAGCAAAGAAAAACUGAGGUUUCUGUUUUUGUCUUUAUAAAAAGUGAAGCAGCUCUGAAACAAUCCUGUCUUUUACUCACAAACACAUUAAAUGUCUGAAAGCAUUUUGAAAUAAUUACUUGCAGAGAACAAAGUUACGCUAACGAGGUUAACGAGUUAAUCCCAGUUCUUUAAAAGUCUGUGACUAGUGAUGAAACCGAACUGAUGCUGAUCUAGAGGAAAACAGGGGCAUAAUUUCAGAAUGGCCACAAGAUGUCGCUGUUUCACCUUCUAGUAACAAAUAGAAACAGCAAUCACUAAAGUAGACCAUAAUAAAUAUUUAAUGGAGAGCACAUAAACAAUUUGAAGUUAAGGAUAUUUUGUUAUAUUACCAAGACAUAAAUUAAUAUUGUCACCAAUACAGAUUAUGCUACUAAGGAUUUGGGGAAAAUACAUUAAAGUAAGUAAAAAAAAACAUGAAGCUGAUCCAGAAGAUAACUUCAUUAAAAAAUGCACAUAAAUAAAAACAUAAUUACCAAGAAAACCUGUAGAGCUCUUUAAACUGCUAAAUAAUAAAGCAUUUAAAAUACAUUAUUAAUAGACAUCAUUCCCUAUGUUGUUGCCUAUGAACAAGUACUUUGACAAAUAGCGACACCUUGUGGCCCUGUGCAGUAAAAUCAUGACAGCAGUCUGGAAGAAAAACAAGAGUCAAGCAGCUCUUUUUAAAAAGAUUAUAUAUUACAGAAACAAGAAUUUAAAAAAAUUACUUACAGACAUUAUAAAAUACUUUUUUCUUUUUUCAGCACCAUAUUUUUAUGUUGAAACGGCUUCAACACAAUAAAAACAAACAAAUAUUUGAGGUCAUUCUCUCUGGAGGAGGGCAGAUUUUUUUGGUUUUGGGUUUUUCGGUCAUCCAUCCUCCGGUUUCCUGCUAUAUAUAUUUAAAAAAGCACAAACAAAUAAAACCAGAACCCCAGAAUUAAAUCGCCCAAUCAUUUUUCACUUUCCAUCCCACGGAGGCGGACGACCUUCGCCCCCCUGCCUCUCUCACAGCCUCUCUCCCCCCCGUGGUGGUUCAGUAUCUUUACCAUCACAGCUCAGAUCGAUGCAGACUUUAAGUAAAAAGUUGUUCCGCGAUUGCAAACCUGCAAAAGCCAACAAGUGAAACAGCAGCAAGGACAGGGACGUGACAGAGGUGGAGAGUCACCGUUUAAUCAUUACAGUGGAAGCAGGAUGUAACAGCACAGUACAGUCGAUGCAAACACUAAGACGGGAUCUUACAGUAACGUGUGGCCACAGAUUCUUAUUUUUAUUCCGUACAAAAGGAGUUUGAACAGGGCGGUGAGUUUGACCUUCAAGUGUCAGCUGCAGGAAAUAAAUACAAACCACAUGUGACUGAAAUAUUGGUUGGUUCUUGUUUUUUUAAUCUCAAAGCACCCUGUUAAUUUUAAAUAAAUACAAUAGAAUAUCACUAUUUCUGUACAAAUGGUAUGUAAUGCACAUCUUCCCCAGGUACAAGCUUCAUGAAUUAGAAGAGACUACAGGAAGGAGUCGGAGUGGACACUACACCUUUGACACGUUUGUGUAAUUAGCACCUUACCACACAGGUCAGUAAAAGCGUGCAUUUUUAUUUGCUGCUGCAGGAAAAACAGGAGGAAUCUCUGAAGCUCAGACAUGUUUAAACACUGAUGGAAAACAACAAAGAGUCCAGACUCAGCAAACACCGGAGCGGCGUGGUGUUAGCGGCCUCGGUGAGGAGUGAUUUAAAGAAUCAGGUCACCAGCAGCAUGCAAAUACAACAGCACUGCAUUUAGCACAGUUUACAAAAUGAAUGGCUUUGAUUUCACUGAUCACACGUCUCUCCUGCCUCGUGCAUGCAUCACAUCGGCUCAGCGCGGUCUCGCUCCUCUCGGGUGGAGGAGGGAUUGUCCUGCACCUCGCCACACGUUAACCUCGGUGCUCAGUUCCCUGUGUUUCUGCCGGUGUCGUUAAUUCUUUGGUUCCUUAAAGUGUAAAAAGAUCUGAAUGUUGCUCUGUAAACAGCAUGGCUGAAGAGUCGCCCCUGAUGACCUCACAAAGAGCUUCAUCUACAGCUCAGGGGAACGUUUCUGACCUCUGGCUGUUCUUUUAUGGUUUGUCUCCUGUUUUGAUUUCAUGUGAUUUUAACUGCAUCACAGAUAAAGGCGGCUGCACGGGAGCCUCUCACAGCCUGAGCGACCGUCAGUCAUGCUGCCUGCAGAGUGAAUGUAGAUUAAGGAAGUGGGAAUGAGUGUGACCCGUUUCUGGGAGGAGAUGUUGGAUGGGGAGGUAGAGGGGCAUCAGACCUCAGGUUGCCGGCUCGCUCUCAGGUCGGUGACGUUAAAGAAAACACUGUUUUAUGUUGAAGGACGCUCCCUCCUGACUUUAUCUUCGUCUCUCGCGGCGGUCGAAGGUCUCCGCAAGUUUUUCAGAUUUCUCUCCUCUUUUUUUUGUUUUUGUGACGUCCAUUAAUUGUUGGGAGGAUGUUGGUUUCCCCGGGCACGCACUUUACUGUGAGCGUGUGUUUGUCUCACAACAACUGCAUGUAUAUGUAAGUGUGUGUGUGUGUGUGUGUUUUAUAUCAUUUACAAAUUAAUUUACAAAUUACUGGGCAUGAAUGUUUUUUUCAUAUAUAAGUGUGUCUCUAAGUGUGUGUGUGUGUUUGCAUGUAUUGUGUGUGUUUGUGUUCUUAGGCUUGGAAACAAACAGGUCCCACUUCAAAACCAAACUGCUGGUUUUUCUCCCCAAAGUCUGACACCUUGAUAUCCCGCAGAGGAAGAUGCUCCAGCUGUGGCGUGCUGAUCUCCAGGACCGUCCUGUCGAAGCCCUUACGAUACUGAGGAGAGACACAGAGACACGCACGUCAGGAAACCACAAAAUGAAAAAGGUUUAUAAAGUCUGUGUUUGUUGGCACAUUAGGCUGAAGUUAGAGCAGACGUGGUUCUUCUCCUUAUAUAAAACAAACUCUCCUGUUGCACCUGCUCAAAAACAAACAGCUAAACACUUCAUAAAAUCCUCUAAAUGGUCCUCUUGUGUUUUGCAGCUACAUGUGAAACUGUUUGUCAUCAUAGUGUAAUUAGUGAUCGUUCUCAAAGAUCCCAUAAAAUGAAAAACUGUCUGUUAUUGAUGAGGAACGUGACAGUGUGGGGUUAAACUCUCGUGCUUUCUCCAACAGCUCAGUCACACGACAUAAAACUCCAACCUCUUUGUGACAAUAAGUAAAAAAGCGGCUGCUCUCAACUUAUGAGUGAAUGUUUUUGAUCUCAAGGCGACCGUCUGGUGUAAGGCGAACUGUCUCCAACCAAUCACAGUCCAACUUGGACCGACUGCAGUCACCCUCAGACAGAUUGGUGAAGGUUUGCCAAUAAUUUCUGCUUUAUCUACAAACACAAUUUGCGCAGAUGUUGCAAUAAUUAUAAUAAUUAAUCUGAGUCAGUCUGCAUCGAUGAGCACAGCUCGUCUGUUUUGUGUUUCUUUGCAAACAGCAGACUCGACUCAUCUGGUUGCAUUUCUGGUUUAAACUAUGCAAAAGUCUCGAGUCUGCUCUUAUUUCUUCAUGUUUGUCUCACUUGGAGUCAGACUAUCUUUACAUUUUUUAAGGGGUCAAAGUUUUUUUUUGCACAUCGUCUAGUUUUUCAUUACUUUCAGUUCAUCCUUGUACCUGAGCAUUUUCAGAGGGAACAGGUCAGAGUUCAUAGAUCAGUGUUAAACCAGUUAAACCAGUUAAACAUUCAAUCAUUCAAUCAAGAAUAAAAAAGGCACCUGACUCAGCAUGAAUCAGUAUUCUGUCUACAGAAAACAAACAACUGUAGGCAGUUUGUUCCAUUUCUUUGGCUGAAUCUAUGAAAAAUUAAAACAAUGACACUUUAACAGACAGAAAAUCGUAUUUUGUGAUUCCCAAAGAGCGACUAGUUGGAAACAUAUCUCAGCAUGCUGUGCAGUGUGUCCUUAAAAAAUCUGAGGAAACUGGACAAGAUCAAAGUAGUGGUGAUAGUCCUAAAAAAAACUAUAGCAGCACCGUCCUGAUGCACCAAAGUUGCACAGAAGUUCUCAACUGACUGUGAGUUGUCGUAGACCUGCUCUCUGUCUGCAAAGCAACCGUUUCCAAGGGAAUGAAAGCUCAAUAAUUUAAAAACACUGUUUUUUCUAAUGUGACUGCAACAUCACAGAAAAAGAGGCAGCUUAAUUUACUAGGACUGGAUGAGUGUCAGACUAACUCUGGUCCAUCAUACAUGGUUACGAUGGUCCAGAGGAAAGAUGUGACAGCUCCCCAUAACCUUCAGUAACACGGAGCCUUUAACAGGUCUGGAUGUAGUUUUGUGUGUGUGAACUCACAGAGCAGCCAUCGAUCAAGGCUUUGAUGUACGGGUUGGUCUCAUAGCUCAGCUCCUCGUCGUUGGCACCCAGGAAGUGCAGCGCCCUUUGGUAGUUGUUCUCGGCGCUUUGGUCGGCCCAGGCCACGGAGCGGUGGCAGUGGUAGGUGAGGUUCUGACGGGCCUGGACGCUCAAGAGGCGCAGGAAGCCCAGCUGGACCACGCCCACGGGAUCACCGUUGGAGUCGACGUAGGAGAACUGGGAGGAGGAUGAGAAAGGAGAGGAUUUAAUGAUAAGACAACAAGCAGCAAGGAGGAAAAGUGUAAGAUGAGUGUAAGGAUGCAAACAAACGAGGGAAAGAAGGUUAAACAGGUCAAGAACUAAACUAUUAAACUUUUAAUUACGAACCUUACUACCAGUGGAAAACUGACUGUACCACGAUCCUGGAGUCUCUUUGUCCCAGGAGCUCAUCUCCACCUGUGACCACAAUGAUCCACGUCACACAUUAUAGUUAAAGUUUCAUUUAAACUCAGUUUUCACACAGACAGAUAAAAACACCUUUUUUUUUAACCUGGGCGGCAAAUUUCCUCAACGUUACUGCUCUGACAUCUUAGUUUUAUUAUAAAUGUUAAAUCAUUUUUUAGUUUUUUACAUAUAAAUGAGAAAAUAGAAAAUAGAAACCACCACAAACGCUUCAGGAACCCAAACAUGUUGGAAAUUUAACCAAAUUAUUAUGAGUUUAGUUAAUAAACCUGUUUUUUUGACACAGUUGUUGUUUUUCCAGAUUGCUGGACUGACCGUGUUGACGUCCUUGCUCGGGUACAAACACGUCUCUCCAGCAGUAAAGUUACAGAAGACCUUGAAGGAGUCUCUGGAGCAGCCCUGAUUGGGGUCGAUCCAGUACUCUCCUGCAGGGGGCGACAGAGAAAAGAGGUGGGAAAAUGUAAAAGUCUGACUUUGACUCUUACAGAUGUUCAUUCAUCAUCGUCCUGGUACUGAUAUAAGUGCCAGGAUCAGCUGCCAGGUUUGUUUUGGGUUUCGUGGUUUGUUUCCGUUACCGUCUUUGAGGUCCGGCUGGCUGAGGUUCAGGUCCUGGCAGGUGCGCGCGGGGCUGUCCUGAGUGCCCAGAGGGAAACGCAUUGUCUCGAUCUCUUGACGGAGGGAGUUGAGAGAGCCAAAGAUCUCCUCCAUGCCUUCGCUGCCCAUCAGGAACUCGGUGCCGGCAGUGUCAGAUGCCGGCAUGUCAGGGUCAAACUCUGGCGCCAGCUGGCUGGCAUCGAUGGAGCGUUUGGACUUGGGACUCCUCUGGAUGGGCAGCGGCUGAAUGACCUCACCAGGUGGGCCCUGGGAAGCAAGUUUACAUCAUUAACUGCAGUUCAGAGAGCACACGGAGAAGAUUUAAAUGAAGAAAGGUGGAGUACUGACAGGAGGUCCAGGAGGUCCUUGUACUCCUUUUUCUCCCUUUGGUCCAGCUCCUCCCUAAAUCCAGCAGGAAAAGGAAAGAAGCAUUACAUCAUCACAUCCAUUCAUCUUUGAAUUUUACUGACACUGCACUCAUGUUAGCGUGGUUACUCACAGAUGCACCCUUAGCUCCUUUGAUACCUUGAGGACCCUGGAAAAGAUGUCAGACUUUAAUAAAACGGCUUCAAUGACAGGUUUCAGGAGCAGGAGGAGGAAGAAUGACGUCAUGUUCCUGGAAUAAAACAGCACAAAUACUUACAGGAAGACCAGGAGGACCAGCAGGGCCGAGGGGUCCGGUGCCUCCAGAAAGUCCCUGUGUUACAAGACAUGAGAAUCAUUUCCAUAAAAAAAAAAGAGUCAAAUAAAAUAAAGGUUUCACUGCCUGCUCUUCAUCAUGUGACAGAGGUCAAACUUACGGACUCUCCUUUGGGUCCAGAGGAUCCCUGAGGCCCAGGAAGGCCUCGGUCUCCCUUCUCUCCCUGCUCUCCCGGAGGUCCGAUGAGACCGAUAAGACCUUGGUGACCCUUCUCUCCCUUGGCUCCGGGGUCUCCACGCAGGCCGGGCAAACCAGGCGGUCCCUGCAGGAGGAGAAGCAGAGAAAGAAGGAAAGAAGAGGACGAAAGCAGGAGGACAGACGAGAAGAGGAAAGAUGGAGGAUUAAAGAAGGCAGCAGGAGCAAAGUGCAGCGUGACGGAGCAUCAAGUGCAAACUUUGUGUUUGCUCUUACCAAAGGUCCAGGCGGUCCUUUCUCUCCAGCAGCUCCUGGUAAUCCUUGUCCACCCUGAAACACAAUUAUUAACACACUUAGUGAGUGAACAGCAACACAUCAAACAACAAGUGUCACACACACACACAGUGAAUUUGUUUAGUUGCUGUUUGAAUAAACCCAAAAAUGACUGAUCAACUGAACUGACCACUGAUCCUGGGAGUCCUCGAAGACCUUCGGUUCCUGGUUUUCCUGGUUGACCCUGAGGGCCGACAGGACCCGUCUUUCCUGGGGGACCGACUGCACCUGGAUCUCCCUGUGAAGGGUGACGCCAAAGAAACAGGAUUCAAAGAUUCCUUCUUUGCAUCAGUAAAAGUUAUGCAACACAAAAAUAAGAUUGAUAAGAAAACAGAGUUAAUCAUUUAUUGUAGAAUCAUUAUUAGAAAUAAAGGGUCAGUAAUCAGAUGUAAACAUAGUUUCGUCUUAUCAUCUGAGAGCUUAUACUCACUGUGAUCUGUGCAGAUCAUUUAGUAACUGAAGGACUCACCUUGGUUCCCUUCUCUCCCUGACGUCCCUCUGCUCCUCUUGCACCAGCAGGACCCUGACAUGUAAAUGAGAAGCCAUUUAAAUACGACUGCAGGAAAGAAACAGAAUAAAUGUUUGAUGGUGUCCAGGAUGCUGCGCUCAGGUUGGGUGUUUGGGUGAUGAUACUCUAAACAUGACUGGUCAGUAAACACAACCUUAUAUGCUCGGGUAAAUAAAAGGUCAAACUGCAAAACUCUGUGAUUGUUUUCACCCUUUUUCAAAAGCUGGAAGCAUUAAAAAAAUAUUGGCUGCAUGAAAAACUUGUUACUUAAGUGAUCUUUCACAGCCAUCAGACUGAGUGAUCUUACCCUCUUUCCUGGGGGUCCAGGAGGUCCGUUCUCACCAGGAGGUCCGGGGGUGCCCUGCGAUAGGAGGCAGAAUGAAAAGAUUGAUCCCUUGAAAAAUUAUAUAAAUGAAACUUGUCUGUUUUGGAUAUUUACUAAAACAAUAUAUGAAAGUAAUGAGAAAGUGGCCACUUUCAUGAGUAUUUUAUAAGUUUUUACUGUUUCUUUUCCACAUGGGUGAGGAGCUGGAUCAUUUCUAAUCCUUCAUUUCUGCAUCGCUGCAUCUUUUUUACUCACAGGUUCUCCUGCUUCUCCGUCCUCUCCUCUCUCUCCCUUGGCACCAUCCUGGCCCUAAAAACAAAGACGAUGAUGUCAGAGGUUUUCUUUGGGUUGUUCGGUUCAGCACGAAGCUCAAACAGAGGCUGAACUGAACUGUCUGCAGCUGUGGAGCCACAUUUAACAUCUCUGUAAAUAAAUAAACGUGAAUCAUUCAAAAACGACACUUACUCUGGGUCCAACCUCACCAGGGGGGCCGGGAUCACCAGGGAAACCAACAGGACCCUGAAAUUAAUACAAAAAGAUCAAUGAUUAAACACAGUAAAGAGAUCGGCGGUCACUGAUCUGUGCGGCAGUCUGUGUAUGUUCUGGUGUGUCCGGUUCUCAUACUGGGUUUCCUUUGGGCCCAUCGUCUCCUGGUCCUCCUCGUCCUCCGGCAGGUCCAGCAGUUCCAGGUUGGCCCGCCUCUCCCUUCUCUCCGCGCUCUCCACGAGGACCCUGUCCACAGAAGUACAGACCUCGUUGUUUGCUCAUGGAUGAUAUUUAGAUAUCAGCGACAGCAUGAGCUCCUGAUGCAUCGGCUCAAAAAAGCAUUAAGAUCACGCCGCUCACCUUCUUUCCAGCCUCUCCUACGAUUCCAGGUGGUCCGGCCUCACCGGGCUCUCCCUGUGGAACAAAUAUCACAUAUUUUAAUCCAGUUUUUCUCUUUUUGGACACAAAGCUGUAAAAAUAUUCCUUCAGUACUGCACCUUCUCUCCAACAGCCCCAGGAUUACCAAUACCACCAGGAGGACCUUGAGGACCCUGAAAACAGACAAAAACUGAUCAAAUAAUUUCCAUCAACAGUUACUUGGAGGAAAAAGUAUCAGAUAAUCUACUUUAAUUAAUGCUGAACAUGAGUUUCAUGAGAAAUUAAUCUGCUAAAAUUAACUUGAUGGAAAAGGAGCGAGUUUCACAGAGGUUCAGUAAAAGCUCCAAACACUCACGUCAGCUCCGCUGGGUCCAGCAGGGCCACGGGGUCCUGGAGGGCCUGGAGGACCCUGGAAACAUAAAGAGGAUUUGGUUUUUAUCAUCAUUUUAUUUAUUUUGUCGCAUACAUCAUUACCAGUUAUUACAAUAUUCAUGUGUUUGUGAAACUCACCAUAGGUCCGACAUCUCCCGUCUCUCCUUUCUCCCCAGAUGGUCCUGGCAGUCCCUGCAGAGCAAAGGUCAAAGUUCUGGAUUAGGAGCUUUGCACAAGAGCGAUGCUCGAACUGCACGAGUAUUGACAUCAAAUCCAACGUAAAGAAAGGAAGUGUUGCUGCUUUUUGACAUUUUCAUGUUUUUACCUGGAGUCCGAUGGGACCUGGGGCUCCUGGGAAGCCUCGGGUUCCCUCGUCACCUUUAGCUCCGAAAGGACCCUGCUGCCCCCUCGGUCCAAGAUCUCCAUCAGCACCCUGCACCACAGAAGAAGAAGAAGAAGAACAAGGACAAAAACAGGAGAUAAGAACAGUUAAUGUGCUGACUGGAUGGAUCUAAACUCCUCAUCAUAUCAGGAACAAUCUUGUAAAUUCAUCACAUAACUACAUUUUCAUUUUAACAAGACCUUUAUCAAAUCUGUAAAGUAAAAACUGCAGCCAUCAUCAAAUGCAUGCACUUGUAAUAAAAA
Molecule: messenger RNA, 10835 nt
Organism: Haplochromis burtoni (Burton's mouthbrooder)
Lineage: Eukaryota; Metazoa; Chordata; Actinopteri; Cichliformes; Cichlidae
Gene: hsd17b8
Product: hydroxysteroid (17-beta) dehydrogenase 8
Exons: 10
Coding region: 54-824 (256 amino acids)
Molecular function (GO): oxidoreductase activity, acting on the CH-OH group of donors, NAD or NADP as acceptor
Source: RefSeq, a predicted model, not a curated record